AGGAGAGAGGUCUUCUCUUGGGAUCCAGCCCCUUCGCUGUAUCAAACACAUGUUGGCUCUUCCUCUCACACCUCUAACUCUGUUAUCUCCUUGGUUACCAGGUCAGGGACAGUGUGCUUAGAUGUCAUCAAUCAGACAUGGACGGCCCUCUAUGAUUUGACCAACAUCUUUGAGUCGUUCCUGCCUCAGCUGCUGGCCUACCCCAACCCCAUCGACCCUCUGAACGGAGACGCAGCUGCCAUGUACCUCCACCGGCCUGAGGACUACAAGCAGAAAAUCAAAGAGUACAUCCAGAAAUAUGCAACAGAGGAGGCUCUGAAGGAGCAGGAGGAGGGGGCCGGCGACUCUUCAUCUGAAAGCUCCAUGUCUGACUUCUCAGAGGACGAGGCCCAGGACAUGGAGUUGUAGUGAUGGGAGGCCCCCCCCCACCUUUAACCCCCACAGAGACUAUAUUUGAUUUCCUAACCAUGAGAAAGCAGACUUAUAAUAUUCACAUUUAAACAAGUUAAUUUUUUUAUUAUUAUUAUUAUUACUACUAAACAAGGAUUUUUAUGGAUAUUUAGCCUUUGGUGUGUUUGACAGACACCCCUCCCGUUCUGUAGCUGUUCUCCCUUCAUCGCUUUCAUACUCUCUCCCCAUCAUCUCUGCAUUUUUAAGGUGUGUCAUGUAAGCAUAGGCAGGAAAUCUCCCCGCGAGCGUCUUAUUUCUUUACUCAAAUUUCCCUUUUUUUUAAAUAUAAAAGUCUAUUUGUUGAGGAGCUGGAUCCUAAUUUUCUUUCCUAAAUGAUUCUGACAAACAUUAUGUUAGUUGCUCCGCUGCAGAGCUGCUAAGGUCUAGCUUGCCUCGGUGCACAGCUCUGCAAUAUUAUCCUAAGGUCCAGAUGGUUGUAGAGGCACACAAACACACACAAGGUGUCAUAGCACAUCUUAUUUAAAAAUAUAAAAAAGUUUGGUGCCAAUAGAUGCUCAUAACUCCCACAUGAAUGCUUUCUGAGCAUAUCUUUUUAUACAAAUAGAAUUUUUUUAGCUGAAAUAGACCUUUGUUUCUCGUUUAGUUAAAAUAAUACAUUGGCAUGUUACUUGAAGUCUUUGUUACUCUCUGACCUACUGCAGCAGUGCAGAAUUAUUGCUAAAUGAGGUCAGGUCAACGUAUUAAUAAAACACAUGACUCGUUACAAGGGGAGUGACAACUCAACGUUACUGUAUCACCACGGUAACAAUGUAAUAACUGGUCUUGAACUGGUUUAAAACAGAGCCACCCUUUAAACCUCUGAGUUUAAAUGUUUUCGUUACACCAGCAGACGUCUCAUCGUGAUGCCACCUGCUUUCAAUCACCUUUUUUAAAACACAUUUCUGUUCAUAUCAUCGGUCAGAAACAACUCUUCAGGUAGAGAAAGAAUGUAAUCAUCACCUAUUCUGGUGAAUUUAUAAAACCAGCACCUAAGUCAGUUUAAUUUUAGAUGAAAAGCAACAAAACUAUAUUGGGGUUUGAGUUUGUGAAGUAUGGGUCCUCCUCACAUUCCACUGUUUCCUCCAUGACCUUCAUUCAGGUCUGACCUCUAUGUUUGCCAUCCAGGAUUCAAAUUUUGAUUAUUAGUUUGAAGAUUCCAAAAAUAAGAGCCCAAUGUGUGACAUUUAGGCUUGUAGCCAUUUUCGUAGAGGGGAUCUAAUUUCAUCUGUACAGACUGGACUUCUUAUCUGAAAAAAACCAACUUUGGUUUUAUUCUGUUCUGAUUCAAUGUGGCUGGAUUAGAUGUAAAUCCAUCUAGUGUUGAAAGAAAUUGCUGUUUUUCGUCUUCUAUUCCCUGUAUUAUUAUUUUUUGUGUACGGCCUCUACCUUGUACAGCGAUAAUCCACCUCUCUGUAGCCUCAUGAAAACUCAGUGUUAAACAGGAAACACUGAGCGAGUGUUUGUGGAGGCUGACUGACAGUCAGACUACCUAGAAACCUUGAAAUGUAUUCACUUCACAGAUGGCAGUAAGAAUCACUGGCUGCGUUGUUGCGGAUCCUACGUGGGAGAUUGGAGGCUGAAUCUAACUUAAAAGGUCACCGAAUCGCUUGUAAAAUCAACUCCUUUUCCUGUGCCUCAUCACAAAAGGACAGACGGUUUCCAAAAAGUAACUGAAAAGCACACUCGCAUUACUUUCAUUGUCCUCUUUCUGCGACGUGAUCCUGGGAAGGUGUGAUCAGUUGGAAAUACCCUGUGUGGAGGCACAUUUGAGCUAAUGUGGGAUCUAUGGCUCCGGUUUGAAAUAGAGUUUGGUUCUAUCUUGUAUAUGGAUUAGCAUUUUCACCAGGGACAUACUGGAGAGAUGGAAGUCAUAAUAAUAUUUGCUGAAGUGUGCUUUAGACCGGAUAGCUAGUUUCACUACUUCAAACAACAUCUGCUAUAUGGCUGUAUUACAGAUAGUUAAUUAGUCUGCCAUACAUUCAUCUGAUCUUAGUUAGUGUCAGUUGUUAAAUGCAAAACUCCAUAGACAUGCCUGCUUGUCCUUGUCUUUUGCAUUCAGAGUUGUACAGAGUGAUUUCAAACCAGGAUGAUGUUGGACCUGUAGUGAGCCUGAUGGAUCUGAAUGUACAGAAAUCAAAAGUGGAUCAGAGAACUUUACAAAACAUAGGCAUUCUUAAAAAAAAACGGAGUUUCUCCCAUCAGCCCGGGGGGGGGGAGGGAAUGUUAGCUGGGGGUUAGCGUCCAGCAGGAUGCAGACGUUUUAACUGUCGCUCCCUUGUGUGAUGCUCAGCAGGCAGUGAGGAGAUAUGUGAAUGUUUUCAUGUGUUGCGCACUAAGCAGAUACCCCACUCUCCCUUCUCUGCCUACAGGUGUGUAUUUAUUCAUUAACUCCUUUUUUGUUUUUAAUCUUGCCCAUCAGAGCCGCUGUUAUCAGUUAGGUUUCACCCUGAUGAGAACUUGAUGUUUAGUUUUUACUUUUAAGCCAUUCAUAUUGGACUUCUUGUUUUACUUUACAUUUGUGCAGUAUUGUACUUGAGUGCUGAAAAUACAGUAUAUCUGAGUUGAGAAUUGUAAUAAAAUAGCACAUAAUGAUGCAAUGGUGCAACAGGGGACUAAUGAUAUUAGUGUCUUUUUUUUAAAGCAAGACUUUUGUGUUAUGCAUACAUUUGAUUUUCAGCAUUAUUUGCAUCUGCUGGGAAAUACAUUGAUGAUACACUCAGCUCUGGUAAACAGGACGACCUUCAGAUAGUUCUCUUUCCUGCUCUGUUAUUCAAGGUCGACAGAAUGACUGCCUUUGUGUUUCAGGUUGUCUUCAGCUAUAAAGAAAAUGUCCUUAAACAAGUGAAUGAUGAUGCUCCUCAUUGCAACUUGAAUUCUAAAUUGACAAAAAACAUGUUUACCGCGCUUUUUAUUGUUCCUUUUGGCUCCCCCCCCCCCCCCUUCUCGUCCUUACAAUAACAAAUGUCUUAAGUUUGACUCCAGAUAACCAUGUGAUUGACACAACCUCAAAAUUGUAAAUGCAAACCUGCUGAGAAGCUCCAUAGUCCCACACCCGUAUUCACAGCACACACAGCAUGGAACAUUACGGUUUUUUAUAAAACUAUGUAUUUGUUACCUAGUGUGUGAUACUUGAGGGUUAAAAGUCAAAAGGUUUUUUCUGUCUUUGUUCUGAAAAGUCCAUCCCUGGUACUAUUUUUAUCACCCCCUUUGCCCCCCUCUUGUUUUUCUUUGCAUUGUGAAGUGGGCAUGCUUGUCAAAAAGACAAAUGCUCUCUAUUAAUAGGCUUAUAACCUCAUAAAUAGCUGUGUAUAAAAUAAACUGUUAUAACUUCUUUUUUAAUAAAACAUUCAAUGUGUAUAAAAGG
This is a messenger RNA of Notothenia coriiceps (black rockcod), 3814 nucleotides long. It is a transcript of the gene ube2h, whose product is annotated as ubiquitin-conjugating enzyme E2H (UBC8 homolog, yeast). The transcript has 3 exons. The record is from RefSeq and is a predicted model, not a curated record. NCBI's taxonomy places the organism in Eukaryota, Metazoa, Chordata, Actinopteri, Perciformes, Nototheniidae. The annotation marks the transcript as partial.